Molecule: messenger RNA, 3114 nt
Organism: Danio rerio (zebrafish)
Lineage: Eukaryota; Metazoa; Chordata; Actinopteri; Cypriniformes; Danionidae
Source: RefSeq, a predicted model, not a curated record
UGGAUAAAAGUCGGUCGUGCGGAGCCGUUGUCUCCAAUAGUAUCUGGAUGCAUUGUAUGCCUUGUUAAAAAUUAAGGGUUCCCAUCAAAUUUCACGUAUAGGCUAUUGCUCACAGAAUGUGCUGGUGGAGGGUCAAAGUGACUUGUAUUGCUUCACUGUGCAGUCUGAUCUGUACCGGACGCGAUGAACAUGGUGCCUUGGACGCAUUUCAGAGUUGGAACCCAACUUGUUUUCAUCCCGCGCCAUGUAACUGGCACCAACGUGUCGUAACAAGCUAGAGUAAAACGUCAGAUUUAAUUCAAGGAAAAAGUUUUUUAAACAGGAGCACUUAUCUACCUCGCAAGGAUGCCGGAUGUUCUGGAUCUGUACAUUGGAAUGGAGCUGCUCAUUGCCCUUUUCUCUGUCAUUGGGAAUGUUAUGGUGGUCUGGGCUGUGAGAAUCAACCGAACUCUCCGUGACACGACCAUUUAUUUCAUCGUCAGUUUAGCUCUGGCGGACAUCGCAGUUGGGGCACUUGUCAUUCCUCUGGCCAUUACCAUAAGCAUCGGGCUUAAGACAAACUUUUACAGCUGUCUGCUGGUUGCAUGUACUGUACUGGUACUAACGCAAAGUUCAAUUCUUGCCCUUCUGGCUAUUGCUAUUGACCGCUAUCUGAGAGUCAAGAUACCAAUGAGCUAUAAAAGAGUGGUGACUCCAAAUCGUGCCGGUGCUGCAGUGGUGGUGUGUUGGAUGGUGGCCAUCGUAGUUGGCCUGAUGCCUAUGUUGGGCUGGAACAAUCUGGACAAGCUACAACAGACAAACGGCACAGUGGGUGUUGACCUUCUCAUAACCUGUGAGUUUGAAAAUGUCAUCAGCAUGGAGUACAUGGUCUAUUUCAAUUUCUUUGGCUGGGUGUUGCCACCACUCAUCCUCAUGUUGCUUAUCUACAUUGAAAUUUUCUUCAUAAUCCACAAGCAGCUCAACAAGAAGGUCAUCACCAACCAAACAGACCCCACUCGAUAUUAUGGGAAGGAGCUGAAGCUGGCGAAAUCUCUUGCACUGGUGCUACUUUUGUUUGCUGUUAGCUGGCUACCCCUACAUAUCCUAAAUUGCAUAACUCUCUUCUGUCCUAAUUGUGACAACUCCAUGUGCCUUCUUUAUGUGGCUAUCUUGCUCAGUCAUGGUAAUUCUGUUGUCAAUCCCAUUGUUUAUGCAUUCCGCAUUAAGAAAUUCCAGAAUGCUUUUCUUAGGAUUUGGAAACAAUAUGUGUGCUGCACAGACAGUCCAUGUCUUUCACAUAGAUAGCACAGAUGAUAUCUGUUGGUAUUCUAAACAGGUCACUGUGAGAAUCACUUUUUAAAAAUGUACCUACACAUGUUUGUAUAUUUAAAUAUCCCUGAAAACAACCCAAUCCGAACCAGCCAUAGAAAAAAAGGCAAAUCAUCAUAUUCUUAAUCAUCUUGAUAAAUUACAUAAUAUUAAAAUGUAUGUAUUUGGUGUUUUCAUGGAUUUAUACUAUUUGCCAAUAUUAGACAAUAUUGUAUUGUCUGAAGGAACAGUGGACUCAAAAAUAUAUAUGUGGAGGCCUGAAGUGUAAAGAUAGGGCAAUUGCUGGAUCCACUUAUUCCAUACUCACUAUCUUUCAGCUUAGUCCCUGUUUUAUUAAGGGGUUGCCACAGCAGAAUGAACUGCCGAUUACUCUUGUAUUAGCUGUAUCCAGCAGAAGCCCAUCCAACCACAACGCAGCAUUGGAAAACACCCAUACACUGUCAUUCACACACACUCAUACAAUACUGCCAAUUAAGUUUAUUCACCUAUACUGCAUUUGUUCGGAAUUUAAAGGAAAGCAGUGCACACAGAGGAAACCCACGUGAACAAAUGGGAAAUAUUUCAACUCUGCAUAGAAAUGUCUCCUGGUCCAUCCAGGACGCGAACAAGCGACCUUCUUGCCGUGAGGUAACAGCACUAACCACUGAGCCCUGUCGGCCCUGUCUUUUGUCAUGGUCAUCAAAACGUAUAACGUGGAAAAAAAGCUUAGAAUCUCUUUAUUGACAUGGUGGCUGGAAAUAUUGACAUUUUUUUUUGAGGAACUACCAGUGGUAAUCGCAAUAUUAUUGUAAUGGUUAUUCAUUCAUUCAUUCAUUUUCUUUUCGGCUUAGUCCCUUUUUUAAUCUGGGGUCACCACAGCAGAAUAAACCGCCAACUAAUCCAAUAUAUGUCAGGAUCAGUUGCACAGAGAGCUGUGUAGACCCAGAGCCUGGAGCUUUGGUGUUGAAUGCUGAGCUGUAGUCUACAAACAGCAUUCUCACAUAUGUGUUUUUGCUUUCCAGGUGAGACAGCAGUGUUGAAGGUGAAAGCAAUUGCAUCAUCAGUGGAGUGAUUAUUCCUUUAUGCAAAUUGCAGAGGGUCAGCGUGAGCGGGCAGUACAGAGCAUAUGUGCUUUUUAAUCAGCUUCUCAUAGCACUUGCUGACCAGUCAUUCAAGCAUGUGGUUUUAGCUAAUUUCGGAAUGGGCACAAUAGUAGCUGUCUUAAAGCAUGUGGGAACCACUGACAGAGAGAGCGAGAGGUUAAAGAUGUCCAUGAAACUCCCUCUAGCUGGUGUGCGCAUGCUUUAAGUACACGUCCAGGGAUGCCAUCUGGGCCCAUAGCUUUCCAGAUGCUCACGUGACGGAAAGAUCUUGUUACGUCCGCUACAUAAACAGAGAGUGUGCUGGCGGUUUCGGUAUCUCUGUCUCUGUAUUGACAUUUUGCUGCUUUGAUGGUUUUCCUGAGGUAGUAAUUUGCUUGUUUUUGUUCCUCAGCAUUUCUGGAUACAUAGGCGGAAGCUCGCACUGAUAGGGUUGUUCGAAUUUUGCCAUUAAUCCAUGGUUUUUGGCUGGGGUAGAUACAGACAGUUUUUUUGGGGACCACAUCUUCUAUAGACUUUCUGAUGAAGCAUGUAACUGUGUCUGAGUACACUUCAAUGUCUUCAUCAGAAGCUGCCCGGAACAUAUCCCAGUCCACGUGAUCAAAACAGUCUUAAAGUAUGGAAUCUGAUUGGUCCGUCCAGCUCUGAAACGCAUAGAUAUAUACACUAGAUGUCGCCUGGCCUAUUGUUGUCUAUUGGACGGAAUGCGUCAAUAGCGCCGCCAUCU